GACAGAGUCUCAGCCUCGCCGCUGCUGCCGCCGCCGCCGCCCAGAGACUGCUGAGCCCGUCCGUCCGCCGCCACCACCCACUCCGGACACAGGUGAGGAACCCGGCCGCCGCCGCGCCUCGCUUCCUGUCCCAGGCCAGCCUUCCGAACGCGUGGGAGCCGUCCUCGCUCCGUCCCCUCAUCCCCACUCGCCCCGCGGUGGCGGCGCCGGGCUGAGGCGGAGUCUCCUCAGCGGACACGGGCGGCGGCUCCUCUUCCGCUGGGCUCGGGAGGGCGGCUAGCGGCCGCCUCCGGCUCCUUGCUUCCGCAUCGACGCCCCGGCGCCGAUCGGUGCUCGCUCCCCCGUCCUGCCCCCGGGGGUGGGUAGGGCGCCCACACGCGAGAUCCCUGGGGAUCUCCCUGUCGCCGGCUCCCGAAGGUGGACGAGGCAUGGCCGGGGCGCCGCCGGCCGCGAUCCAUCCCCACCCUUGUCUCUGCGGGCUUCCACCCCCUCCCUCGCCGCCCUUCUCGCUUCCGCCCGAGAUAAUGACUCGGCGGCGGCGGCGGCGGGCAUCGCAGUGGCGCAGAACAUCCAGUCAUGGAUAAAAAUGAGCUGGUUCAGAAGGCCAAACUGGCCGAGCAGGCUGAGCGAUAUGAUGACAUGGCAGCCUGCAUGAAGUCUGUAACUGAGCAAGGAGCUGAAUUAUCCAAUGAGGAGAGGAAUCUUCUCUCAGUUGCUUAUAAAAAUGUUGUAGGAGCCCGUAGGUCAUCUUGGAGGGUCGUCUCAAGUAUUGAACAAAAGACGGAAGGUGCUGAGAAAAAACAGCAGAUGGCUCGAGAAUACAGAGAGAAAAUUGAGACGGAGCUAAGAGAUAUCUGCAAUGAUGUACUGUCUCUUUUGGAAAAGUUCUUGAUCCCCAAUGCUUCACAAGCAGAGAGCAAAGUCUUCUAUUUGAAAAUGAAAGGAGAUUACUACCGUUACUUGGCUGAGGUUGCCGCUGGUGAUGACAAGAAAGGGAUUGUCGAUCAGUCACAACAAGCAUACCAAGAAGCUUUUGAAAUCAGCAAAAAGGAAAUGCAACCAACACAUCCUAUCAGACUGGGUCUGGCCCUUAACUUCUCUGUGUUCUAUUAUGAGAUUCUGAACUCCCCAGAGAAAGCCUGCUCUCUUGCAAAGACAGCUUUUGAUGAAGCCAUUGCUGAACUUGAUACAUUAAGUGAAGAGUCAUACAAAGACAGCACGCUAAUAAUGCAAUUACUGAGAGACAACUUGACAUUGUGGACAUCGGAUACCCAAGGAGACGAAGCUGAAGCAGGAGAAGGAGGGGAAAAUUAACCGGCCUUCCAACUUUUGUCUGCCUCAUUCUAAAAUUUACACAGUAGACCAUUUGUCAUCCAUGCUGUCCCACAAAUAGUUUUUUGUUUACGAUUUAUGACAGGUUUAUGUUACUUCUAUUUGAAUUUCUAUAUUUCCCAUGUGGUUUUUAUGUUUAAUAUUAGGGGAGUAGAGCCAGUUAACAUUUAGGGAGUUAUCUGUUUUCAUCUUGAGGUGGCCAAUAUGGGGAUGUGGAAUUUUUAUACAAGUUAUAAGUGUUUGGCAUAGUACUUUUGGUACAUUGUGGCUUCAAAAGGGCCAGUGUAAAACUGCUUCCAUGUCUAAGCAAAGAAAACUGCCUACAUACUGGUUUGUCCUGGCGGGGAAUAAAAGGGAUCAUUGGUUCCAGUCACAGGUGUAGUAAUUGUGGGUACUUUAAGGUUUGGAGCACUUACAAGGCUGUGGUAGAAUCAUACCCCAUGGAUACCACAUAUUAAACCAUGUAUAUCUGUGGAAUACUCAAUGUGUACACCUUUGACUACAGCUGCAGAAGUGUUCCUUUAGACAAAGUUGUGACCCAUUUUACUCUGGAUAAGGGCAGAAACGGUUCACAUUCCAUUAUUUGUAAAGUUACCUGCUGUUAGCUUUCAUUAUUUUUGCUACACUCAUUUUAUUUGUAUUUAAAUGUUUUAGGCAACCUAAGAACAAAUGUAAAAGUAAAGAUGCAGGAAAAAUGAAUUGCUUGGUAUUCAUUACUUCAUGUAUAUCAAGCACAGCAGUAAAACAAAAACCCAUGUAUUUAACUUUUUUUUAGGAUUUUUGCUUUUGUGAUUUUUUUUUUUUUGAUACUUGCCUAACAUGCAUGUGCUGUAAAAAUAGUUAACAGGGAAAUAACUUGAGAUGAUGGCUAGCUUUGUUUAAUGUCUUAUGAAAUUUUCAUGAACAAUCCAAGCAUAAUUGUUAAGAACACGUGUAUUAAAUUCAUGUAAGUGGAAUAAAAGUUUUAUGAAUGGACUUUUCAACUACUUUCUCUACAGCUUUUCAUGUAAAUUAGUCUUGGUUCUGAAACUUCUCUAAAGGAAAUUGUACAUUUUUUGAAAUUUAUUCCUUAUUCCCUCUUGGCAGCUAAUGGGCUCUUACCAAGUUUAAACACAAAAUUUAUCAUAACAAAAAUACUACUAAUAUAACUACUGUUUCCAUGUCCCAUGAUCCCCUCUCUUCCUCCCCACCCUGAAAAAAAUGAGUUCCUAUUUUUUCUGGGAGAGGGGGGGAUUGAUUAGAAAAAAAUGUAGUGUGUUCCAUUUAAAAUUUUGGCAUAUGGCAUUUUCUAACUUAGGAAGCCACAAUGUUCUUGGCCCAUCAUGACAUUGGGUAGCAUUAACUGUAAGUUUUGUGCUUCCAAAUCACUUUUUGGUUUUUAAGAAUUUCUUGAUACUCUUAUAGCCUGCCUUCAAUUUUGAUCCUUUAUUCUUUCUAUUUGUCAGGUGCACAAGAUUACCUUCCUGUUUUAGCCUUCUGUCUUGUCACCAACCAUUCUUACUUGGUGGCCAUGUACUUGGAAAAAGGCCGCAUGAUCUUUCUGGCUCCACUCAGUGUCUAAGGCACCCUGCUUCCUUUGCUUGCAUCCCACAGACUAUUUCCCUCAUCCUAUUUACUGCAGCAAAUCUCUCCUUAGUUGAUGAGACUGUGUUUAUCUCCCUUUAAAACCCUACCUAUCCUGAAUGGUCUGUCAUUGUCUGCCUUUAAAAUCCUUCCUCUUUCUUCCUCCUCUAUUCUCUAAAUAAUGAUGGGGCUAAGUUAUACCCAAAGCUCACUUUACAAAAUAUUUCCUCAGUACUUUGCAGAAAACACCAAACAAAAAUGCCAUUUUAAAAAAGGUGUAUUUUUUCUUUUAGAAUGUAAGCUCCUCAAGAGCAGGGACAAUGUUUUCUGUAUGUUCUAUUGUGCCUAGUACACUGUAAAUGCUCAAUAAAUAUUGAUGAUGGGAGGCAGUGAGUCUUGAUGAUAAGGGUGAGAAACUGAAAUCCCAAACACUGUUUUGUUGCUUGUUUUAUUAUGACCUCAGAUUAAAUUGGGAAAUAUUGGCCCUUUUGAAUAAUUGUCCCAAAUAUUACAUUCAAAUAAAAGUGCAAUGGAGACCUUGGGGUCUUUAUUUCCAGGAGAAAAGAUACCUUCUGCAUCUAGGGCAACAAUCCUUUUCCCUCGCAGCUCUUUCUUUUACCUCACUUACUGAUUUCUCCUGACCCCCAAGCCAAGGAGGUAAAAUAAUUAUAUAUAUAUAUAUAUAUAUAUAUAUAUAUAUAUAAAGUAAUUAUAUUUUAUAGCUAGACUGAAGAGGUGGGAAUUUUUUUGUUGUUUUUUUUUUUUUUGGAGACAAGAGUCUUGCUCUGUCACCCAGGCUUGAGUGCAGUGGUGCGAUCUCGGCUGAGUGCAACCUCCGCCUGCUGGGUUCAAGCGAUUCUCCUGCCUCAGCCUCCCAAGUAGCUGGGAUUACAGGUGCCCGCCACCACACCUGGCUAAUUUUUGUGUUUUUAGUAGAGACAGGGUUUCACCAUGUUGUCCAGGCUGGUCUUGAAUUCCCGACCUCAGGCAAUCCGCCCAUCUCAACCUCCCAAAGUGCUGGGAUUACAGGCAUAAGCCACCGCGCCCAGUAGAGAUGUGAUAUUAUUCAAGUAAAUAAAACCUGAAACUUGGCACAUUUGCCUAUUUAAUGUGCAUCAGUCAUCUGAACUAGGUUGAUCCUGGAAUAAUGAAAACACUUCACUAGUAUUAACUAAUGUUUUCUACAUAGUAGUUCCCAAUAGAUUAAGGAAAAUUUCCAACCUGAGAUUCUUUGUUUUGGAAUUUGAAUAAUGUGUUUGUAACUAUUCCUUGAUUGUCCCAAAUCCAGGCUUUACGUCUGCUUUUGUCAAUGUAACAUCCUAGUGCCAGGAAAUUGGAAAAUCCAAUGACUUUUUGUGUGUAAAGUACUGGAAUUUUUUUGUUCGUUUGUUUUUAAGACGGAGUGUCAACUCUCGCCCAGGCUGGGGUGCAGUGGCCUGAUCUCGGCUCACUGCAACCUUCUCCUCCCAGGCUGAAGUGAUUCUCCUGCCUCAGCCUCGCAAGUAGCUGGGACUGCAGGCAUGUGCCACCACUCCUGGCUAAUUAUUUGUAUUUUUAGUAGAGAGAGGGUUUCACCGUGUUAGCCAUGAUGGUCUCAUUCUCCUGACCUUGUGAUCCGCCCACCUCGGCCUCCCAAAGUGCUGGGAUUACAGGCGUGAGCCACUGUGCCCACCCUGGUAUGUUUUUUUUAAAUUGGCCACUUAAGAGUUGUCCUUCAGAAAGUGGAGCAGCAGUGUGAUUAGUAAAAACGAUGGGCUUUCCUGCAGCUCUGGCUUAUGGUCUUUGUUUUUCCAGUUAACAGCUGUUACUUCAUGCUGUUAUAGGGGGUGGGGGGAGAAAGAGAAAGAAUAUGUCUAGUGGCUUAAUUUUGGGGCUCAAUUUGUUUAUUAUGUUUUUCCUGCAAAAGAGUCACCAGUCUUGUCAUGGCUCAAUGCAUAUUUUAAAAUGAGUCAAAGCCAAUUUGGAAGCUGCUAUCUUAGGUUAUUUGUAGUCAGGCUUCAAAUGGAGAGUGAAACUUUGACUUUGAAAACUGGUGCUCUAUGCUCAAUGAUGGUCUUACACAUUCCUCUAGGGAAAGGUCAAGAAAUAAAUUUGGCUUGAUUGUAUUCUCUCAUUUACCAUAUAGGAAAUACUAUGGUAGAACUGAAAAUAUGUACAAUAGUAAAGUGGUGGCUGAGACUGGGCACUUGGAAAAUAGACUUGGAUUCUUUUCUAAGUGUGAAACUAAUUAAAUACUUUUAUGUGACUGGUAGUAGUCACAGUCUCCUUGAUUGAUUCUAGUUCCUUUUCAAAGUGGAGAGACCUGAAUAUAGAUUGUAACAGGAUGUCCAACCUUGCCAGACAAGCAGGCAUAUAUGUCUCUGGGAUGCAGAAGCAGUUACAAGUUAAUAUAUUUAAGCAUAAUGUUAGCCAAUCCUAGGUGAUACCAGAGAUGUGAAUAUUUGAUCAUAUUUGAGUUCAUUCCUUGAAAGUCCAAACCUAACUGGUCUUAAUUGAUUACUUCUUAGUAUUCCGAAUUUUAGAAUUUAAAACCCUAUGAAUUUUCAGUUUGUGCUUACAUUUUCUAACAUUGGAUGUUUGCUUUGGCCA
Homo sapiens (human) is the source of this 5484-nucleotide messenger RNA. RefSeq names its product tyrosine 3-monooxygenase/tryptophan 5-monooxygenase activation protein zeta (gene YWHAZ). The transcript is spliced from 6 exons. Gene Ontology annotation, biological process: respiratory system process; tube formation; negative regulation of transcription by RNA polymerase II. Gene Ontology annotation, cellular component: melanosome; nucleus; hippocampal mossy fiber to CA3 synapse. Gene Ontology annotation, molecular function: identical protein binding; protein domain specific binding. The coding region runs from base 577 to 1314 and encodes 245 amino acids. NCBI's taxonomy places the organism in Eukaryota, Metazoa, Chordata, Mammalia, Primates, Hominidae. The record is from RefSeq and is a predicted model, not a curated record.